Molecule: messenger RNA, 449 nt
Organism: Penaeus chinensis
Lineage: Eukaryota; Metazoa; Arthropoda; Malacostraca; Decapoda; Penaeidae
Product: cuticle protein CP575-like
Exons: 2
Coding region: 49-327 (92 amino acids)
Cellular component (GO): chitin-based extracellular matrix
Molecular function (GO): structural constituent of chitin-based larval cuticle
Source: RefSeq, a predicted model, not a curated record
UUCGGACAAUCAGCGGACGACAAUUCCUGCACUGAAACCCCGACAAUCAUGAAACUUCUGCUGAUCGUCGCCUUGGCACUGGUCGCCCUGGCCGCCGCCCGACCCUCCGACGUGAUCGACAUCGAGCAGGACCACAUGGAGCACGAGCAGGAGGGCGACCCUGGAAGGGCCGUGGAGGGCGAGUACUCGUGGGUCGCGCCCGACGGCAACGAGUACCACGUCAAGUACGUCGCCGACCGCAACGGGUACCGCGUGGUCGACGACAACGUCCUUCCGGAGUUCCGUGACGCCAAGCCCACCGGCGAAGCAGAGGAGGCCGACGAGUAGUUCUAAGGCUUGGCAGUCAAAACCACUUUCCUUCAUAAAAUGAAUAAAUAUUAAAUAAUAAAUUAAUAAAUAGAUAAACCAAUAAUAGAUAAAUGAACAAAUAAAUAUAUACUUUGACAAAA